Molecule: messenger RNA, 237 nt
Organism: Aspergillus clavatus NRRL 1
Lineage: Eukaryota; Fungi; Ascomycota; Eurotiomycetes; Eurotiales; Aspergillaceae
Exons: 3
Coding region: 1-237 (78 amino acids)
Source: RefSeq, a predicted model, not a curated record
AUGGGUAACGGAGCCAAAGCCGCCUCGAAGCGUGAGCGCAAUGCCAAAGAUGCCAAAGGUUCGGCCAAGUCACAGCUGAAAGUUAACGAAGCUGCCAAGGACAUCAUGUGCAAUGUCUGCAGACAGACCUUCCUGCGCACGACUCGUGCUCCUGCCCUGACGGAGCAUGCCUCGAAUAAGCACAGCAAGACUCUGCAGGACUGUUUUCCCAACUUUGUGGAGACUCCUAAGAAAUAG